AUGCAAAAUUCACCUACAAAGACAUUUGGCGAAUUUUUGGUGCGGACCAUUGAGCGAAUGCGUCCAUCUGUUCUGAGAGACUCCUUUGGACGAGGGGUUGAUGACUGCUUGCUCGAAAGAACUUGGCAGAUGGAAUGGUACCGUACUGCAAGGACCGCAGCACCAGAAGAAUCAACAAUUAGCCCUGAUGUCGGAUAUGUCUUUGGUUCAGAUGGAUUCCUUGACUUCUACGUUGAUGGUGAUUAUGGCUGGGGGGUUGAACUGAUGCGUGAGGGCAAAAGGCUGGGGGACCAUGCAAAGCGAUUUGAACAAGGUGGUCAAUAUGAAGUAAUCCCAAUGAAUGAUUGGGCCAUUCUUGACUUUCGUCAUCACUUUAAACGUGUUCGGAAUUUAAUGCCUAACUUCUGGUACGUACUCUACUCGGAUGAUUACAAGCAAGUUACGAUCGUGCGUCAUGACAAGGAAGAUCGUGUUCUUCGCCUAAUCGGGGAUGAUUUUAAGUGA
Paraglomus occultum is the source of this 504-nucleotide messenger RNA. The record is from the annotation of a GenBank genome assembly. NCBI's taxonomy places the organism in Eukaryota, Fungi, Glomeromycota, Glomeromycetes, Paraglomerales, Paraglomeraceae.